Molecule: messenger RNA, 1921 nt
Organism: Biomphalaria glabrata
Lineage: Eukaryota; Metazoa; Mollusca; Gastropoda; Planorbidae
Product: probable ATP-dependent RNA helicase DDX52
Exons: 14
Coding region: 149-1828 (559 amino acids)
Biological process (GO): maturation of SSU-rRNA
Molecular function (GO): nucleic acid binding; ATP binding; RNA helicase activity
Source: RefSeq, a predicted model, not a curated record
UGUGUGAAUAGACAAAACUAUGGAGACAAUUUAUUUGUUGUAUAUUUACUGUUUGUGAAAUAAAAAUUGGUAUUACCGAAAAGUGUUCUGGUGUCACUUUCGAUUUCAAUACAUAAGUUGGCUCUAGAUCUACAUUAGAUCUAAAACUAUGGAGGAACGGAAAAAGUUGUUUUGGAAAUUAAGUGCCUUUGGUAAAUUUGAUCUCAAAAGAUUUGGAAAAGAUGCAGAGCGAUUAAAGCUUAUUCAAUCAAAGCCUGCCCAACAAAAUGAAACAACAAAUAAUGGCACUUUAAGUGCGUCUGUAAAAACAUUACCAGAAACAGCGCAAGUCGAUGAUCAAAAGAGCACAAAAAAAAAGAAGAAAAAAGGCAAGAUAACAGCAUCUAAAAAAAGGGCUUUACUCGAGGAGGAAAUUCGACAUUUAAGAAAUGUUCAUCAUAUCCACAUCCAAGGUUCUGACAUUCCAGAUCCUCUCAAAGAUUUUGCAGAGUUGAAAACUUCCUAUGGCGUUAAGGAUGUUAUUUUGACUAAUAUAGAAAGCCAGGGGUAUACAGAACCUACUGGUGUGCAGAGACAAGCCAUUCCUAUCAUGAUACAGGGGAGAGAUUUAAUGGCAUGUGCCCCCACAGGUUGUGGAAAAACUGCUGCAUUUAUAAUACCAAUUUUACAUCACUUAAAAGAACCUCAGAAUAAUGGGUUCCGUGCACUAGUGUUGGCACCAACUAGGGAGUUGGCCAAACAGAUAGUCCGUGAGUUUAGAAAGUUGUCCAAAGGGCUAGGGUUAAGAAGUUGUUACAUUGAAAAAGAAUCAACAGCAAUAAAAAAAUCUAAUCAGAACUUUGAUAUUCUAGUUUCCACACCAAACAGGCUGGUCUACUUACUGCAACAGAAUCCUCCAUUACUUGAUGUCAGGAAUGUGGAAUGGCUUGUUGUCGAUGAAUCAGACAAGUUGUUUGAAGCAGGCACCAGAGGGUUUAGAGACCAGCUGGGAGCUAUAUACAAGGCCUGCAGUUCUUCUAAACUCCACAGAGCCAUGUUCAGUGCCACAUUUGCUCAAGAUGUAGAAGAGUGGUGUAAGCUGAACUUAGAUAAUGUUGUACAAGUUACUAUUGGUGCCAAAAAUACAGCUAUAAACACAGUAGAACAGAAAUUACUUUUUACUGGAGAUGAAUCUGGAAAGUUAAUUGCAAUUAGAAAUUUAAUCAGAGAAGGGAUUUCCCCACCAGUGUUAGUUUUUGUCCAAUCAAAAGAGAGAGCAAAGCAUCUGUACACAGAGUUGAUGUAUGACAACAUUAAUAUUGAUGUCAUCCAUGCAGACAGACCCCAGGAACAGAGAGACAAAGUGGUCAAAAACUUCAGGCUGGGUCACAUUUGGUUUCUCAUCUGUACAGAACUUAUGGGCCGAGGCAUAGACUUCAAAGGAGUUAACUUGGUCAUAAAUUAUGACUUCCCAACCACAGCGAUCAGCUAUAUUCACAGGAUAGGAAGAACAGGCAGAGCUGGUAGGACUGGAAAAGCUAUAACAUUUUUUACUGAAAAUGAUAAACCUAACUUAAGAAGCAUCGCCAACAUGAUUCGUCAAGCUGGGUGCCCUGUUCCUGACUAUAUGAUAGCAAUUAAAAAGCCAGGAAGGAAAGAAAAGCGUCGCCUGGCCAACCAUGUACCAGAAAGGCAACAAAUUCUCACUAUGGACCCUAGAGACUAUGAAAGAUUACAGAGAAAAAGAAAGUUUCGACACCAGAAGCAAAAAUCUUUGAAAAAGCCAAGACUAGGACAAUCUGAUGCUGACCAGAGUCAAACUGGAAAUUUAAAAAAUACAGAAAAAUGAUAGUCAGGAAUUAAUUUAUGUUGCUGUCUGUGAAAUCAAUUUUUAUUCAAUGUACAAAGUACUAUAUUCCUAAAAAAGUCAUUUUACAAAAUA